CACCUUCCAUCUUCUCUCCCCUGCUACGACACGCCACCUCCCGCAAAACCGCCGCUCGUCACCCUCUCCACCGCCGGCCCCAUGCGCCGGCCGGCAGCCAGCCGGAGAGGGGAGGAGGAGGGCUGACCCGUUCCCGUCCCUCCCACCGCGCGACCUCUUCCUCCUCUCGCCCGUCCUUAGCCUAACCACCACCACCACCACCGUCAUAAACAAAAGCGCAGGCAGGCAGGCACGAGCGCAGGCGCGCGGUGCGAGGCGUCCGCGUCCUUCCUCCACCUGUCGCCUUCGCCUUGCGUGCUCCCGGCUUCAAGAAACCGCCGCCACGCCAGCCAGUCUGCAGCACACCACAGCACAGGUCGCGACCGCCCGCCCGCCUGGCAGCCGCCGCUUUCCAUUUCCCUUUCGCUUCUCCCCGCUACCACCACAAGCGGCGCGCGGGCCUCCGGGUCGUCCGGCCGGAUUCGUUCCCCGGGCCGGCCGUGCAACCACGCGCGCGCUUGGAUUUCGCUCGCCGCCGGAAAGCUUCGGCUCUGCGUGGCGGCGUGGCGCCGCCGCCGACCGGAGGGUUUUGCUUCUUCAGUUUCCAGCUCGGAGGAAAGGACGCACCGCCAGCGGACCGCGCGCUCCACGGAGAUCGACGACUUCUUGUUGCUGGACUGGAAGCUGUCCUCUCAGUGCGUGUUCUUCACCAGGUUCUCACCUGACGAGCAAGGUUGCUCCUUCCCUUCCAUUCUUCACCUCAAGCACCAGCUAAAUUUCAGCUUCCGCCUGCCUUUCUCCCUCCGGUUCCGCCUGUCCUUGCAAUCCUGAAUCGUCUCAUUGCUUCAGCACUCUGCUUGCGCCUCUGAAACGAACUAAGCUGUUGCUCUCUGCUUCCUCUUACAUAGAGCCCUUCCAGCCUGCCUGUCUGCAUCUUCGUGCAACUCAUGACCCCAUCAUCCUUCUAGCCCAAACCUGCAACUCCACAUCACAACACGCCAUGGAUAGCACAGCUGUUGGGCUCAAGCUGGUUGUGCUAGCCCUUUCUGUGGCCAUCUGGGUGUUUGGCGCUUGCAAUGCCAAUUUCACCCCAGCAGACAAUUACCUCAUCAACUGCGGUUCCACGGUCGACGCAACCAUCGACCAGAGGGUUUUCCUGGCCGACACUUCCGGGCCGGCCAUACUGACGACACCCACCAAUCUGAGCACCGCCGCGACCACCUCACCGAAUUCGGUCUCAGGGUUCGACGGCGCUAUGCUGUAUCAGACUGCUAGGAUAUUCCCCGCGGCAUCGUCCUAUGCCUUCAAGCUCAAGAGCCGUGGCCGGCAUUUUGUCCGCCUUCAUUUCUUCCCAUUCAAAUACCAGAGCUAUGAUCUCACCACGGCAACCUUCAAGGUGUCCACGGAGGAUGUUGUGCUCCUGGACAAUUUCACUGUGCCAAGUAGUUCUUCGCCGGUGUUCAAGGAGUAUUCCCUGAACAUUACCAGGGACAUGCUCAUCCUGACAUUUGUGCCUCUUGGGAACAACACGCCGGCCUUCGUCAAUGCUAUCGAGGUCAUCUCUGUCCCUGAUGAUCUCAUAACUGAUUCGGCACUGAAUCUGGAACCUGUCGGUCAGUAUCUCGGGCUGUCAACACAGCCGCUGCAGACAUUCUACAGGAUCAAUGUGGGGGGACCGAAGGUGACUCCUGAGAAUGACACGCUCUGGCGGACAUGGGUUACUGAUCAGAGCUCCUUCUUAAAUUCCACUCCCACUACACUUCACACUUUCUCAGGAAAGCUGAAUUUCCAGAACGGAUUGGCAACAGAGGAGGAUGCACCGGACAGUGUCUACAAUACUGCGAGGCGGUUGCUAAAUACUACUGGCUCCAUGUCCAAUAUGACAUGGCAAUUUGAUGUCGAUGGCCGUUCAAGCUAUCUCGUUCGGUUCCAUUUCUGUGACAUUGUGAGCAAGGCCCUUUAUCAGCUCUUGUUUGAUGUAUAUCUGGAUAGCUGGUCGGUGAUGAAAAAUCUAGAUCUCUCUGAGAAAGCAUUCGGCAACUUGGCUGCGCCAUUUUACAUUGAUGCUGUCUUGCUAUCAAGUGAUCCAUCUGGUAAGCUCAGUGUCAGCAUUGGGCCUUCUGCCGUACAGAUAGCAGCGCCGGAUGGUAUCCUGAAUGGACUGGAGAUCAUGAAGAUGAACAUCAGUACAGGGUCUGUUUCCGUUGUGAAACCAUCACUAGGGGGAAAGAGUCAUCUCGGUGUCAUAUUGGGUUCUGUACUCGGAGUUUUGGCUGCUAUCGUCAUUGCUAUUGUUAUCUGCAUCUUCUUCAGGAGAAAAAACAAGCCGCAUCCACCACCAAGUCGGACCUCAAGUUCUUGGACACCCCUCAAUGGUCUUAGCUUCCUUACCACAGGCAGCCGAACCAGCCGGACGACUCUGACAUCUGGAACUUCGGGUGACACGAGCUACCGAAUCCCUUUUGUUGUGCUGCAAGAUGCGACAAAUCACUUUGAUGAGCAGAUGGUCAUUGGAGUUGGAGGCUUUGGGAAGGUCUACAAAGCAGUGAUGCAGGAUGGAAGCAAACUUGCAGUAAAGCGGGGCAACCAGAAGUCUCACCAAGGGCUGAGGGAGUUCCGGACGGAGAUCGAACUGCUGUCAGGACUGCGACACCGUCAUCUCGUGUCGCUCAUUGGUUACUGUGAUGAACACAAUGAGAUGAUCUUGGUGUAUGAAUACAUGGAGAAAGGAACUCUGAAGAGCCAUCUGUAUGGCGGUGAUAUGCCGCCUCUCAGCUGGAAGAAAAGACUGGAAAUCUGCAUUGGAGCAGCAAGAGGGCUCCACUACCUUCACACUGGUUUUGCCAAGUCAAUCAUACACCGUGAUGUCAAGUCAGCAAACAUCCUCCUCGAUGAAAAUCUCUUGGCCAAGGUUUCUGAUUUUGGCCUGUCAAAGGUUGGGCCUGAAUUCGACCAGACGCAUGUCAGCACAGCAGUGAAAGGGAGCUUCGGAUACCUUGAUCCUGAGUACUUCCGGAGACAGAAGCUGACUGACAAAUCAGACGUGUACUCUUUUGGUGUGGUGCUGCUUGAGGUGAUCUGUGCGAGGCCGGUUAUUGACCCGACUCUUCCAAGGGACAUGAUUAACCUUGCGGAGUGGGCUAUCAAGUGGCAAAAGAGGGGAGAGCUUGAUCAGAUUGUUGACCAGCGCAUCGCUGGGACAGUCAGGCCUGAAGCACUGAGGAAGUUUGGAGAGACAGUGGAGAAAUGCCUUGCAGAGUAUGGUGUCGAGCGUCCUACAAUGGGUGAUGUGCUGUGGAACCUGGAGUUUGUGCUGCAGCUACAGGAGGCAGGUCCAGACAUGUCCAACAUCGACAGUAUGAAUCAGAUCUCUGAACUCCCUUCAAAUGCAAACAGAGUAAGCUCCUUGGAUAUCAGCACUACAGAUCAAAGCCGUAUGCCGAUUGAGUACUCCGACAUGUCGACAAGUAACGCCUUCUCGCAGCUAAUCAAUGCAGAAGGAAGGUGAACCGGAUAGAAGUGUUCCAGAGUCACUGAAAAAUACAGAAGGAAGGUGAACUGGAUAGAAGUGUUCCAGUCACUAAAAAAUGUUGAGUUACAAAAACUAGAGAGAGAUGCCUCUUGCUUGACUAUUUUCUAUCCCUUCUCACAUAUACAACACCAAGUUAUUGCUUGCCUCUUGUAAGUACUUGUGUUGUUGAAGGGUGAGUAGCUUUGUUGCAGUCUCAGUGUGCUGGUCUAAUUCUUUUGCUCAUGUAACUGUCUCUUUUGCUCAAUAUAUGUUUUUGAUCGGUAGCUGGUA
This is a messenger RNA of Sorghum bicolor (sorghum), 3781 nucleotides long. RefSeq names its product receptor-like protein kinase HERK 1. Gene Ontology annotation, molecular function: ATP binding; transmembrane receptor protein tyrosine kinase activity. Gene Ontology annotation, cellular component: plasmodesma; plasma membrane. Bases 980 to 3487 code for a protein of 835 amino acids. The transcript has 2 exons. Lineage: Eukaryota; Viridiplantae; Streptophyta; Magnoliopsida; Poales; Poaceae. The record is from RefSeq and is a predicted model, not a curated record. Gene Ontology annotation, biological process: protein autophosphorylation.